AUUUUUCAACCCGGUACAUGACACAUGUGCUUGCAGUACAGAUGUGCAUUUGUUUCUGGUAUUAAUUAGAGUCCAUUUUUCAACAGUUUUUGAAAUUUGUAGUAAAUACAUACAGCACAGCAAUGAGAGCAAUAGUUCAAAGAGUAACAAAGGCAAGUGUUACAGUUGGCGAUGAGUUGAUAAGCUCCAUUGGGAAAGGAUUAUGUGUCCUGGUCGGUAUUUCCCGAGAUGACACGCCGAAAGACAGGGAAUACAUAGCCAGGAAGCUUCUGAGUCUCCGAGUGUUUGAGGACGACAAAGACAAGAAAUGGGACAAGAGCGUGAUGGACAAGCAACUGGAAAUGCUGUGUGUUAGUCAAUUUACAUUGUACUCGAUCCUGAAGGGCAACAAGCCUGAUUUCCACUCGGCUAUGGCCGGAGAUCAAUCCCAGCAAUUCUACGAAGACUUCCUGGACAUCUUACGCAAAGAUUACAAGCCGGAACUCAUCAAAGAUGGCAAGUUUGGUGCCUACAUGCAAGUCCACAUUCAAAACGACGGCCCAGUCACAAUCAUGCUGGAAUCACCCUGUGAAUCGACCAGAGGCGUGAAGGCCCCGCUCACACCCAUACCAAGGACUGCCAGACAGUCCGGCUCUGCAACACCAAUCGCCAGGGUUAAAGGUCAGCAGCAGGACAAGGUGAAGGACAAAGCCUGCCGUUAUGUCACCACUCUCACCACAGAGUUCGAAGGUCAAGGUGGUGUCCAUCAAGAAUUCAAGAACACGCUCACCAAGUACAGAGACAGCCAACUCAGUACAGCGGAGUUGAUGCAUCGCGUCGGUACCCUCUUCACCGGUCACACGCGGCUCAUAUGCAGCUUCACAGCAUUGCUCCCGACCGGCCACAGCAUGUCCAUCAUGAAUAACGACCCCAGUCAGGUCAGAGUUCACAUACCGGGUCAGAGGAACAUGUCACUGGAGGAGGUCAAGCAACACAUAGAGCAAACCCAGGGUGAGAGCAGUAGCCUAUCAGAGCAAGGCGAUCCGGGCAGGAGGGAUACACCACUGCUGGACGAAGUCAUAUCCCAGCUGGAAAAGCUGUCUACAUGAUGUCAACAGAAAAAUAAGAGUAACUCCGACAAGUUGCAAGUACUGAUUUAUUAAGCAUCUUUGGUCGCUUUUAAAAAGUGGGUUUGCGCAUGGUAUUAAUGACAAUUUGUAAUAAGUGCAAAAUAUACUAUGGUACUUGUGCUCUAUUUAUUUUUCUUAUUUAAAAAUGUUUGCAAAUGCAUGGGAAAACAUAGGCGUAGCCAGCGGGGGGUUAAGGGGGGGGGGGUAUUUACCUCCCAAUAUAUUGUAAAGGCUGCACUUUCCUUUCAAAUGCCCUUUAUACUUCAGCGCUUUAUCCCCCCCCCCCAAUAUUUGUGAAGAGUGCCCUUCUUUUGUUAACAAGACAAACAAGUGCCCUUUUUGUUCAGAACAAGUGCCCUUUAAGAAAAAGUUGUGCCCUUUUUGUGCCAGCGGCCUUUACGAGUGCCUUUUUAAAAAUUGUGCGCAUGUAUCGCCCUGAAAAGUGCCAUAUAUUGU
Messenger RNA from Patiria miniata (bat star), 1565 nucleotides. RefSeq names its product D-aminoacyl-tRNA deacylase 1-like (gene dtd1). Gene Ontology annotation, molecular function: D-tyrosyl-tRNA(Tyr) deacylase activity. Bases 123 to 1088 code for a protein of 321 amino acids. The transcript has 8 exons. Gene Ontology annotation, cellular component: cytoplasm. NCBI's taxonomy places the organism in Eukaryota, Metazoa, Echinodermata, Asteroidea, Valvatida, Asterinidae. Gene Ontology annotation, biological process: regulation of DNA-templated transcription; tRNA metabolic process. The record is from RefSeq and is a predicted model, not a curated record.